Messenger RNA from Sinocyclocheilus anshuiensis, 1374 nucleotides. RefSeq names its product neuronal acetylcholine receptor subunit non-alpha-2-like. Gene Ontology annotation, cellular component: membrane. The record is from RefSeq and is a predicted model, not a curated record. Gene Ontology annotation, molecular function: transmembrane signaling receptor activity; extracellular ligand-gated monoatomic ion channel activity. NCBI's taxonomy places the organism in Eukaryota, Metazoa, Chordata, Actinopteri, Cypriniformes, Cyprinidae. Gene Ontology annotation, biological process: monoatomic ion transmembrane transport. The transcript has 2 exons. Bases 1 to 912 code for a protein of 303 amino acids.
AUGGAUGUGACCUUCUUCCCGUUCGAUCGGCAGAACUGCUCUAUGAAGUUUGACUCUUGGACGUAUGACGUAAACAUGGUUGAUCUAGUGCUUGUCAACCAGCAGGUGGACCGAAGCGACUUCUUUGAUAACGGCGAGUGGGAGAUUCUUAGCGCCACUGGGGUCAAAGGCAGUCGACGAGACGGCCACCUCUCCUACCCCUACCUCACAUACUCAUUCAUCCUGAAACGUCUUCCUCUCUUCUACACACUCUUCCUCAUUAUUCCCUGCCUGGGCUUGUCCUUCCUUACAGUGCUGGUCUUCUACCUUCCCUCUGAUGAAGGGGAAAAAGUCUCUCUCUCCACCUCUGUCCUGGUGUCCCUCACUGUUUUCCUUCUCGUCAUCGAGGAGAUCAUCCCUUCUUCCUCAAAGGUUAUCCCACUGAUUGGAGAGUACCUGCUUUUUAUCAUGAUCUUUGUCACUCUCUCCAUCAUCGUGACAGUUUUUGUGAUCAACGUACACCACCGCUCUUCAGCUACUUACCAUCCUAUGUCUCCAUGGGUGCGUUCUCCGUUUCUCCAGCGGCUGCCUCAUUUGCUCUGCAUGAGGGGAAACACAGACCGCUAUCAUUACCCACAGCUGGAGCCUCACAGCCCUGACCUCAAGCCCAGGAACAAGAAAGGGCCACCUGGCCCUGAAGGAGAAGGUCAAGCUCCGCUGGAAGAGGCCACCAACUCAGUUCGCUACAUCUCAAGACACAUUAAGAAGGAGCAUUUUAUUACAGAGGCAGUACAGGACUGGAAGUUUGUGGCUCAGGUGUUGGACAGGAUAUUUCUCUGGGCAUUCCUCACGGUCUCUGUGCUCGGCACCAUCCUCAUCUUUACACCUGCCCUCAAGAUGUUCCUGCGCACACCUCCACCUCCCUCUCCAUGACAAUUGAGUCAUUCCUGUCAAAUCAUCACAUCACAAAAGGGAAUUCUACUGUACCUCCAACAAUAUUACAGACAAUGCACAUUACUGUAUAAAAGUAAUUUGUUCUUUCACUGCGUUAAAUACUCAGAUUUAUGAUUAACAUUAUAAGAUGACCAGCAAUGUUAAUCAAAUGUGAUAUGUGCAGAGUAGCAUCCUUUGUCCUCAGUGAUACAACAUGCCGUUUAAAACGUCUUGUUUGUAGAUAAUUUAGUUAUUCAUUCUUACAUUUUAAUUUAAAGACAACAUAAACACUGUGUAAAAAAAGAAAGAAAGAAAGAUUUUUUUGACCUGUGCAGGAAAAAAUAAAAUCUCCACAAAAUCAGAAAACGGUUUUGUCCAUCUUCCUGAGGAAACACAGCUCUGUUUGGUUGUCAUAUGUUCCUGUCCCGAUUCUUAACAUACUUUCUUUUCUUUGGCACACAU